AUGGCGAACGGCAACGGCGAAGAUGAGCUGGCCAUGGAGGUGGAGGCGCUUAGCUAUACCUACCCCGAAAUAGAAAUUGAGAUGUUUGAGCCGAGCAACAGCGUAGGCACGGAAGCCAGCCCCGCCGCGGCCGCCGCCCUGCGCAUCGACCUACGCCCGCGCGCCGCGCGCCAGGCGUUCGUCGCCGCGGCGCUGCGCCUCAUGGCGCCGCGCGGCUGCCCGACGGCUUCUCCCCGUGGCAUCGAGCCUCAGGGCCUCGGGGACGCGCGGGAGGCGGCACUGCUGGCGCGGCUGGCGGCAGAGGCACAAGAUCUUAUUGCUGGCCCCUGCCUCGGCCAGCUGAUCGAGCUCUGCCAGGAUCUGCUGUCCGACGCCAAUGCCCCUGAAGGGCACUGCGCAAUCUGCCUGUUCGAAAUGGAGCCCGGCCCGGACGACCCAGAGGACAGCAGCAGCUGCGACGGCUGCGCUGGCGUGCCCUGCCGGCGCUGGCGCGGCUGA
This is a messenger RNA of Monoraphidium neglectum, 498 nucleotides long. RefSeq lists its product as hypothetical. Lineage: Eukaryota; Viridiplantae; Chlorophyta; Chlorophyceae; Sphaeropleales; Selenastraceae. The record is from RefSeq and is a predicted model, not a curated record. Gene Ontology annotation, biological process: protein ubiquitination. Bases 1 to 498 code for a protein of 165 amino acids. Gene Ontology annotation, molecular function: ubiquitin protein ligase activity. The transcript is spliced from 2 exons. Gene Ontology annotation, cellular component: nucleus.